CCGUGGUUUUGCCGGUCACAUAAAAGCGCGCGUCCCAAACGGGCGACCGGAAUCAACUGUCGGUACUUUCAGCGAGACCGGAUCACACCGAACCGACACUGCUCUGAGGAAAGCAGACGAUACACACUGCAACUGGUCAACAAGAUUCAGGUCAGUCAGGAUCACAGGUGUUGCCAAGGUAACUGUCAUAUUGGAUAAUCAGCAGAUUUGUGAUCAUAUAUCUCUGUUGUUGUUUUUUAAAUAUGACUUAAAUGUGUUUGUCUGCAGCUACAGGUUUUAUCGUAUAGACUUUUUUUAAGUAAUAGGAUUUAAAUUAGAUCAGCUCAAUUGAUAUUUUGAUUCUGUGUAGGUAUGUUUUUUAUUUUUUAUUAUUUACAAGUAUAAUCCCCCAUUAGGCUGGUGUGACUCAGCAACUUAUUUCUCGUAGCCGACAUACUUUAACAAAGAUAGAUGGCCAUGCGUGGAGCAAAUGUUAGUGAAUGUAGAAUAAAUCCAUAUUUGAGUGUGUGUCUCAUGGAACUCGGUGUGAUUUUUCUCUUUGUCUCCACAGUCCUGGUUGGAUCACGUAACGAAACACGUUAGAUCUGCUGACAUCAUCCACAGCCCCGAACCAGAAAGCGUUCCUCGGUAUAGCCUCCACCUGCCUGCAGGCGUGGGAUGCUGGAGAGGGGGAUUUGAUGCCACUUGGCAACGUUAAAGAGGUGUGACAUAGUCAAUGAUGGGAGACUCAGUCUUCAACUGCUGUUAUGUCCCACCCCGUCCCCCAGGAGAGGAGGAACCUCACAGGUCCAGACGCACAGAGAUCAUGGCCUCCCAAUCGGCUCAGGUCGCCUCUGACAAGCGCUUCCUCAUCUUCUUCGACUUUGAUGAGACCAUCGUGGACGAGACCAGCGACGACAUAGUGGUGCAGACCGCCCCGGGUCAUCACCUCCCAGACUGGCUGAAGGACACCUACCAGCCAGGGCGCUACAACGAGUACAUGCAGCGCGUCCUGGCCUACCUCGCAGAGCAAGGAGUCACUGAGAGUGACAUUCGCAGUGCCAUGGAGAAGAUACCGUCCACCCCCGGCAUGCUCACCGUCUUCCAGUUCCUCCGCAACCGCCCGCCACAGGACUUUGAGGUGGUCCUGCUGUCUGAUGCCAACUCCUUCUUCAUCGAGUCGUGGCUCCGACGGGCAGGGGCUCGCCAGCUCUUCCAUCGGAUCUUCACCAACCCGGCCACCUUCAACAGGGACGGGCGCCUGGUGCUCAGACCCUUCCACUCCCACGACUGCCCGCGGUGCCCGGUCAACAUGUGCAAGCAGGUGGUCGUCAGGGACUAUGUGGCCCGCAGGACACAGGAGCGGGGCCGCCCCUAUCAGAGGGUGCUCUACGUGGGAGACGGAGCCAACGACUUCUGCCCGGCCCUUGCCCUUGGGCCCCGAGACAUGGCCUUCCCACGGAAGGACUUCCCUAUGCACCGGCUGAUCACGGAGACCCACGAAGCCAUGCCCGGGGAGUUCAAGGCUGUCACGGUGCCGUGGUUGAGCGGUGACGAUGUGGUGCAGCGGCUGAGGAAGCUGGUGGCAGAGUAGAGAGGGUCACACUCAAAUACAGGGUCAAAAAGGGGGUGUCAGCUGACAGUUGUAGUCAUAUUCUCAGGUGAAACAGUAACAGUAAUAUUUAAGGCAAUACAAUCAUUAGCAGGAGUGUAAACUGUGUAUAUCUGACCUCCAGCCUUAACAUGACUCAGCUCAAAUCUCUCACGUUUUGGUCCAGAGGUCCCUCAGUUUAUUAUGGUUAAUUAUUAUUGAGGUCAGCCACUGUCACCUCAGCUGAGGAAAUCGAUAACAAAGUAAAUGCUUUGUGCCUUUAUUAACCAGCUUUAUGUUUUACUGCAUAAUAAAAUAUCCUACAUAUGUUUACAUUUAUUUAAAAUAAUCAGCAAUAUUUAAAAAAUAUUUUCAAAAAAUAUCACUUUGUGCCAACAAGUGACCAGGUGCUUUUGACUCACAGAUGUGUUUUCUCUCACAAACUGCACUUUUUAAAAGAUGAAAUAUUAAAUUAUCCUGUCACUAAGUGGAAUCACAGUAACGUUGUUAUCUGACAGGCAUGUCAGUCAGCUUUAUAAGAUAACAGAACACGUGUGUUAACAACAUGUUUGUCAGAAAAUAUACAGUAUGUCUAUAGAUGUUGUUUGAUGUUGAGUGUGUUGGUUUGUUUUUUUCAAAUGUCCGUUGUGUCUUUACUGUGUCGGCAUCGCCUACACUAAGAAAAUAACACCAGCAGGAAUAAAGCCAUCAACUGAAA
This is a messenger RNA of Solea solea (common sole), 2288 nucleotides long. It is a transcript of the gene phospho1, whose product is annotated as phosphoethanolamine/phosphocholine phosphatase 1. The transcript has 4 exons. The coding region runs from base 716 to 1573 and encodes 285 amino acids. NCBI's taxonomy places the organism in Eukaryota, Metazoa, Chordata, Actinopteri, Pleuronectiformes, Soleidae. The record is from RefSeq and is a predicted model, not a curated record. Gene Ontology annotation, molecular function: phosphatase activity.